Molecule: messenger RNA, 2408 nt
Organism: Dendronephthya gigantea
Lineage: Eukaryota; Metazoa; Cnidaria; Anthozoa; Malacalcyonacea; Nephtheidae
Exons: 15
Coding region: 75-2408 (777 amino acids)
Cellular component (GO): membrane
Source: RefSeq, a predicted model, not a curated record
AACAUCGGACAAUAUAUAGAUACGAUCAACCUUACAUAUACAGCAAAUUGACGCAGUUUCAAGAGUUCAUUAUAAUGGCUGGCCUGAGGUUACUGACAGGUUUCUGUUUAUUAACAUUUCUGCAGAUGAAGAAUCAUAUCUCUCGAGGGGCGUAUCCUGAUUGUAAUUUUACAAAUGGCUUUGGAGGCUGGAUUAACCAGGAAAUGCGUGAUUGGGUCAUUGUUAAUUCAACAAAGACUGAUUUGGGAAUAUUAACAGGAAGACAAGGUGUUGGUGAUAGUUUCGCAGUUACUGGCGAUCACUCGAGAUGGUUUGAGAUGGCAAAGCUGUACAGCCCCAAUAUCACAGGCCCGGUCUGCAUGAAGUUUUAUUUUUACCUAUAUCAAACCAACAACGGAUUUUUGAAAAUACGGACAGUACGGGCAGGAUCAACCUAUGAACAAACUGUUUUCUCUCGCUAUGGAAAUCAUAGCGACAAAUGGAACCUUGCUCAGAUUUACCUGAGUUUUUCUCCAACUGAUGUUUAUAAGGUCGUCAUUUCGGGAAAGAGUGAUUAUGGGAGUUCCAAGAGAAUCGCUAUAGAUGAUAUAAUAUUCCAAAAUCAUACUUGCGAUGAAUUAACCAAAGCUAAUAUCGACUUUAACUGCACUUUUGAAGCAGGCACUUGUGGAUGGGAUUUGAUGAAUGGUCUCUCAAUUUCAUUUUUUGAUCGUGAUCUGAAUCAGUCCGUUGUUGCACUCUAUCAAGCGACGUUAAGCAGUCCACAAAUAUUUGAACGUGAUUCCUGCUUCACAUUUCAGUAUUAUGUAGCCAAAUAUGAUACUAUAUUCACUAACGGUGGGAUCUUUGUAUUCAUUAAGGAUGCAAAUAAUAGACAAAUGCUUCCAGUGUGGAGUAAGCGGGUGUAUUACGAUCGGGGGAAAUGGCACACGAUCCAGAUUAGACUAAGGCAUCAAGAUGGUUUUGAUCAGGUGGAAAUACAGAGCGUUUCUUUUUUCGUGCAUCUUGCGAAUUUCUACAUCAUGUCGGAAGUAUAUUGCAAUGAUUUUGAUGAUCAAAAGACAUUUUUCGUCUCCAUCAAGAAUGAACAACCACUAGAAUACGUUAUUUCUGAAGAUGGCGUCUCUUGUGAUAACUAUCCAGCAUCAGACUUCAUUGCAAGCACAAUCCCGAGCAAAGAUUAUCCUCAACCUAUGUAUUUGUUUGGAAGUGGAUGGGAAUGGCGGCAAACCACAUUGAGACAGAGUAGGGCUGCUCUGGGAGAUGAUUUAUAUGGUUAUUUCUAUGUGAGCCUGACUCCGCGUGAAGACAGUUCUGCAAUAUAUUUCAAGAUAGAAAAUGGAUGGUAUGGACAGUACAUUUCAGAGUUAAGACCCACUCCGCUCGAUGGAAACUGGACAGGAAGUGUUGUCUACGUGAAAGAUCACCAAAGUCGUAGAGAUAAUGGAAAUUGUCCUCCUGGCUACCUCUCCCUUGGCAAAACUGACAAGUGUUUUUGGCUGAUGUGCGAUUAUUCUUCCAAUGUUGAAUCUAGUUGUUCAGAGAAACUCGGGACUCUGGCAUCACUUGACACAGUUAGCAUAAGACGUGGUUCUGAAUAUCUGAAGUACAUCAAAGCUGCAAGUGUUGAAAUCAAACAGGUUACAGUCGGUUUGACAAAAUAUGGCGAUGGGUGGAUUUGGAAGGACGGACGAGUUUAUAAUGACAGCGAUGGUCUACUUAGCACGGAUUACAACACAAAAGUAUAUUUUUCUUGGGAAGACAAAAAUGGUGAAUGGGUACUAAAAAGCGGUCAACCUGAUGGCGUACGACUUCACCUCUGCGAAAAAAUAGGAAAAAACAUUGCGCACAAAUCUGGAUCAAAUCAGUCAAGUACUUUCUCAAGAUUCUCUUCAGGGUUUGCAGUCGAUGGACUUCUUUCCACUUACAGCUCAACAAGACUACCUGAGAAAAGCUCGCCAAAGUCUUGGUGGAAAGUCGAGCUUGGCAACAAAAUGAAGAUCUUCUUUGUGCAGAUAACUUGGAACGCAGAACCAACGAUUGGUAUAAUUACCGUCAGUUUAGAAAGAGACGAUAUUCUACCAAACUUUGUAAAGAAAGUGGAGAUAGGUUGGAGAAUUAGCUUUACAUGCGAGCCACCAUUACCUGCCCGUUACCUUAGGAUUGAGAGAAAAAACGAAGCUCUAAAAAUUUCAGAAGUGGACGUUAUUGCCACAGAUUCAAUCCUAAAUGAUAUACGAGGUGUUAGGAGUUCUUCUUGGGAAAACCAGCAAGAAAAACUUAUCAACGAUCCUCGGUUCAAUCUCGCGUCAUCAUUUAAAGUUUGGACGCAGUGGGACGAACAGAAGGUGUUGGAAGCCUACCUUUUGGAUCACACUGACGGCAGAGAGGGUUUAGUUCUAAUCUAA